Messenger RNA from Lynx canadensis (Canada lynx), 729 nucleotides. RefSeq names its product ferritin mitochondrial (gene FTMT). Gene Ontology annotation, biological process: iron ion transport; intracellular iron ion homeostasis. The transcript has a single exon. NCBI's taxonomy places the organism in Eukaryota, Metazoa, Chordata, Mammalia, Carnivora, Felidae. The record is from RefSeq and is a predicted model, not a curated record. Gene Ontology annotation, molecular function: ferric iron binding; ferrous iron binding. Gene Ontology annotation, cellular component: cytoplasm; mitochondrion. Bases 1 to 729 code for a protein of 242 amino acids.
AUGCCGCCCUGUUUCUUGUUCCUCUCUAAGCAGAUCAGCAGUUCGCUGGUGUCCCUGCGCAGCGCGCGCCGAGGCUUCGCGCUCCGACCGCUCUGGGUCUCCUGGCGCCCCUCGGGUCCCCAGCCCGCCGCCCCCCGCCGCCCGCUGGCCGCAGCCACCUCCUCCCGGGACCCUGCCGGGCCCACCUCCGCCCCCUCCCGAGUGCGGCAGAACUUCCACCCCGAGUCCGAGGCCGCCAUCAAUCGCCAGAUCAACCUGGAGCUCUAUGCGUCCUAUGUGUACUUGUCUAUGGCCUAUUACUUCUCCCGAGAUGACGUGGCCCUGAACAACUUCGCCAGAUAUUUCCUUCGUCAGUCUCGGGAGGAGACCCAGCACGCCGAGAAGCUGAUGAGGCUGCAGAACCAGCGGGGAGGCCGGAUCUGCCUGCAGGACAUCAAGAAACCUGACCUGGACGACUGGAAGAGCGGCCUGAAUGCCAUGGAGUGUGCGCUGCUCUUGGAAAAGAAUGUGAACCAGUCAUUGCUCGAAUUGCACACUCUGGCCUCAGACAAAGGUGACCCCCAUUUGUGCGACUUCCUGGAAACUCACUAUUUGAAUGAACAGGUGAAAUCGAUCAAAGAACUAGGUGACCACGUGCAAAACUUGGUUAAGAUGGGGGCCCCGGCUUCUGGCCUGGCAGAGUACCUCUUUGACAAGCACACCCUUGGAAAUGAAAACAAUCACAACUAA